AUGCUAAAGGCACUGCUCCAAGAGUCUCGGUCUUCUCAAGCCUCGGGAUCCCACCCCAUGUUUGACUCUCCCUCCCUUCUUGCACCACCACCCCUCCUGAGGGAUAUCAUGCGCCAAGAACUCCGACAGUUGCUUCAAGGCCUCCGCCUUAAGGCUGUCUGUGAGGGCAGGGACCAGACAGAGGUGUGGGCCCAGUAUAGUCCCAGGGUCCUUCGCUUUGCCUUGGAGGAGCCCGGGUGUGACUCAACACAACAGGAAGUAUCACGGAUGAGAGCCAGGGAGCCCAGGACUAGAAUGAGCCACACGGAGGGGGUGAUGUUACCUGUUAGCAGCUGUCCCAGGGACCUCAGUGUCAUCAAGGACCAACUGAAUGUGUCUAACAUUGACCAGGUUGUCAGACACCUGAGGAGCCUCCUGGAGGAGGAGUGUCACAUGCUGCAGAAAGAGAUCUCUGACCUGCAGCACUGUCUGGAAACGGAGCAGAUGCAGGCUUGCCAGCCCUCCAAGGCCACCCUAGAGCCCACCCUGGCAGAGAUAAAGGAACAGAAGAAGGCCAUGGAACAGGAGCUACAGGUCUCUGUGGGGCCUUCCUGUGUCUCUGCCAAGCACAGGCAGAAGCCCUUGAGGUCCAUUCCAGGCUUCAGACCCUUUCCUUGUCUCCAUGGCUACAUGCCUACACCUCCUUCGGAGCGCUGCCCCCACCCUCAAGGUCAGGCAAUCACCCACCGCUGGAGAGGGCGGCAGCUUCGGUACAGCUGUUGGGAAGAACCAGCUUCCACAUCAGUGUCCAGUGCGGCAUCCCAGGCUCCAACCUGA
This is a messenger RNA of Microtus oregoni (creeping vole), 816 nucleotides long. RefSeq names its product coiled-coil domain containing 24 (gene Ccdc24). The transcript is spliced from 7 exons. The record is from RefSeq and is a predicted model, not a curated record. Bases 1 to 816 code for a protein of 271 amino acids. NCBI's taxonomy places the organism in Eukaryota, Metazoa, Chordata, Mammalia, Rodentia, Cricetidae.